This is a messenger RNA of Anopheles aquasalis, 843 nucleotides long. RefSeq lists its product as uncharacterized. The record is from RefSeq and is a predicted model, not a curated record. Lineage: Eukaryota; Metazoa; Arthropoda; Insecta; Diptera; Culicidae.
AUGUCCACUCCAUCGACCGGCCGGACGCCGGACAAGAAGAAAAAACCGUUGCCCUACUUCAUGCAAAAGUCGGAAGACCAAGCACUGCCCUCAUUCCAGAACCGCCGUACGCUGGCAGACCACGUCAAGGAUAAUAUGCUGUGCGCCGGAAGAAAAAACUACUUCCAGCGCAUUGUCUACGUUGGCCGGCAUCCGAAAGUGACCGGGAUGACACUGCGCGAUCGGUUCCUAAAGCUCAUCAAAGAGAUCCAAGAAGCAACAACCAACGAGAUCAAACUGUUCGGAUUGAUGAUCAACUUCGAUGGUUACACGGUGCACAUGAUCGAGAGUGCCGAGGAGACGAUCGGAGAGUACAUGCAGCACCUAGCAAAGACCAGUGGACUGUUUGAUGCGAGUCGCGUUAUCCUGGUGUACAACAACAUUAACCAACGGUUCUUCCGGAAGCUGGUAUGGCGUGCGUCCGAUUAUCUGAACGAACUGAAGCGCACCGAGCUGGACGAACGGGAUCCCCAGUUGAUGCAGAACACCAUCAACAGCUUCAUGGUGAAGGUCUACAAAUUGUGCAAGAUGGUGCGCGAGGAGGAACUCGAUGAAAGAUCUGCCUUCAAAUCGCUCUACCUCGACGAAAACUACGAAGAGCAUACACCGGACAUCGCCAUCCUAGAGUAUCUGCUAGGACUGGACUGCCUUUUCACGGUCCCGGAGUACGCACGGUUCUACGGCAAGCUACCCGACGUGACGAGCUUCCGUGAUCGCGUAUGGCCCAUUCCAAAGGAUCUCACACCGUACGAUGUCUUCGAAAAGAGCAAGUACGACGUCAAUUUAACAUUCGGAGGCAAAUAG